Staurois parvus is the source of this 432-nucleotide messenger RNA. The record is from the annotation of a GenBank genome assembly. Lineage: Eukaryota; Metazoa; Chordata; Amphibia; Anura; Ranidae.
CUGAUAAAAGUCACUGCUAUAUACUGCUGAUUAUAUUUACUAAAAUAAUUGCAUUUCCAUGUUCUAUGUACUGUGGGAGACCGGAUAUAGUGAAUGCGGGGUCCGGGGGAGACCAGAUAUAGUGAAUGCAGGGAGACCAGAUAUAGUGAAUGCAGGGAGACCGGAUAUAGUGAAUGCAGGGUCUGAGGAGACCGGAUAUAGUGAAUGCGGGGUCCGGGGAGAGCGGAUAUAGUGAAUGCGGGGUCCGGGGAGAGCGGAUAUAGUGAAUGCAGGGUCCGAGGAGACCGGAUAUAGUGAAUGCAGGGUCCGGGGAGAGCGGAUAUAGUGAAUGCAGGGUCCGGGGAGAGCGGAUAUAGUGAAUGCAGGGUCCGAGGAGACCGGAUAUAGUGAAUGCAGGGAGACCGGAUAUAGUGAAUGCAGGGUCCGGGGAGA